AACUGGAUAACUGGUGACCGUGGGAUCAAUGGAGCAAUCUGGGAAGGAUCUGAACCUCUCCUUUCUGCUGGAACAUGAACGAGAAAUGAUCCUGAAGGUGCUGCAGAAAGACGAGAAGCUGAGGAAAAGAGAGGAGAAGAGGAUUCGGAGGCUGAAGAAUGAGCUGCUGGAGGUCAAACAAAAGGGUUUCAUCCGGCCCCAGGAUUUGGGAGCCCGACAGUGCACUCGCUGCCUCAAGACCCUGGGCCUGAUCUUCGACCGGGGCGAUCUCUGCGAGGAGUGCCAGUCUCGCAUCUGCAGCAGCUGCCGUGUUGUGAACCCCAGAUCACGCCAGUGGAGAUGUACCUUCUGUGACAAGCUCACGGAGCUGAAGGUGUCGAGCGGAGAGUGGUUCCUGGAGGAGAGGUCUAAGCGCUUUGAGCGGGGGCAGUUGAGCAGUGACGUGGUCAAACAGACGAUCCUGAGCGCCCCACUGAGCCCAGAAGUAAAAAGGGCCGCCCCUUCAAAGCAGGAGAAACCUGAGCCUGCAGUAUCCAACAGAUUAACUGUACUCAAUGGUGCCAGGAGAAAAGGGGGUGGUGCAGAGGGUAUGGAGUCCAUGGCAUCCAAAGACCUACGUCCCCGGUCUCUGGACAGAUCAUCCAAUCUUGAUGCUAAUCGGAGGGUCAGGCCUGAAGGAGCAGAGAGUGACGACCCUGAGGGCGCACCUGAGAAGAAACCUUCCGGCCCGAGCAUUUCUGUAUCCAGGCCCUCGGUUUCAUCAGAUCACAGUCGAUCAGAGUGUGACCUGUUAUCUCCCGGCUCUGAACCCAGUGACAAUGCCCUCUCUGUCAGAAGCCGCUCAGUCCCCGGGCUCAACGAAACGGAGUUUUCUGACGAGGAGGAGGACAUCGACGCCCUGAUGUCAGCCCACAGCAGGAUUACGGGCAGACGCCUCAGCAACGCCGUGUCAACGAGCAGUAUAAACAGCACGAUGAGCAUGUACAGCGAGACCGGUGACUAUGGCAACGCAAAGGUGAGCGGCGAGAUCCUGCUCAAUGUCAGCUACAGCUACAAGACCGGCGCUCUCAGUGUCCUCGUGAAAGAAUGUCACAACCUGGCAGUAGGAGAUGAGAGGAGGCAGCGCACAGACGCGUAUGUGAAGACUUACCUGUUGCCAGAUAAGUCCCGACAGAGUAAGAGGAAGACGAGCAUCAAGGCCAACACCAUUAACCCUGUUUUCAAUGAGACUCUGCGGUAUGUGAUCAGCCACUCGCAGCUGGAGACACGAACCCUGCAGGUGUCCGUAUGGCACCACGACCGGUUUGGACGCAACAGCUUCCUGGGAGAAGUGGAGCUGGCCUUUGACGCCUGGAAAUUCGAUUGCCACAUAGAGGAGUGGUACACGCUGCAGCCCAAGGUGGAGGGCAGUAUAGACUCAAUGCUGCAGUAUAAAGGAGAACUGACUGUUGUGUUGAAGUACAUCCCUGAAGGAAAGAACGUCACACCGACUGCGGACCAAGUACAAGUGAAAAAGAGUUUUCUGAAGGGCAAAAAGACGAGCCCUUUAACUCUGCCUGAAGGGGGCAUGGUUGAGCUGCUGGUCAAAGGAGCCAAAAAUCUCACUGCUGUCAAGUCUGGAGGCUACUCGGAUCCUUUUGUGAAAGGAUACCUCCUCCCUGAUAGCAACAAGUCAACCAAGCACAAGACCGUGGUGGAGCGACACACCGUGAACCCACAGUGGAACCACACCUUCACCUACUGCGGCCUGCAGCCGGGAGACCUUAACAACGUCUGCCUGGAGCUGACUGUGUGGGACAAAGAAACUGUGUCCAGCAACGUCUUCCUGGGAGGGGUGAGGCUGGGAGCUGGCACAGGGGAAAGCUAUGGGAAGGAGGUCGACUGGAUGGAUUCGUACGGGGAGGAAAAGCGGCUGUGGCAACGAAUGAUUGAAAAUCCUGAAGUCCCUCAUGAGUGCACUCUGAUGCUGCGAUCCAGCAUGUGCAAGCACAAUACAUGAACCCAAACGAAGCACAGCUAGAGAAAAGACUGAGACUGAAAGGGAGAAGGGAAAGAAGUCGUCUGAAGGUGUGAGGAGGAGCUAGAAAAGUGGAGCGGUCAAGGGGUAAAAAAAAGAAAGCGGUGAGGGGGUCAGGACUCAGAAUAGGAACAAAGCCCGUCCCUCUCCCUGCUUCUUUUCUCUUCAGAUCCCUUCUCCCAUCCACAGCAGCCAGUCAUGCCUUACACAUUCAUUCAAAUGUGCCCCUCGGCCCUCAAAAGCAUCUAGUCUUGACCAAACACUGCUGUUUAUGGAAAACCAAGUGCUGUAUUUAACAUACUGUAUCUUCUGAAUAAGCACACGGUGACUCCCAAUAUGUCCGUCUGUGUCUCUGUGAGUCAUUUCUGCAUGUAGCUGUUGGAGACCAUUCACAAGGCAUUAGACGAGGCACCGAUCAGUUAUAAAUAAAUGUGAACACUCCCCUUAUAAACAGCAAAGCUGAAUCCUGCUUUGAAGCACAUGGGAUGUUGAGUUCAUCCCCUCAAACAGCUGUGUACAGGUGUAGAAAGUGACUCACUCUCACUACUGUGCUGCUCAAGAAGUACUUUCACUUGAAUUUACUUCUUCAUAGGCUUUCUUUUAGAUUAAGGAAAAGAUUAGCAACAGAACACUUGAUGGAGAGAUUUAAAUUACAUAUACAUACAUAUAAUUUAAUAAAAUGAAAAAUAAAAUGAAGUUUACUCAGUUGACAUUAAAAUAGAAGAGCAGGAAAAAAGUCGCUUUUGAGAAGCUGGGUGUAGCUGGGUAAUUUUUCCAUGGAUAAUAUAGCAAUGGAGGGAUGUUGUGAAUCCUGUACAUUCAUUGUCCCCAUAGGAUGUACCCUCAGGAUGAUAAUGAUUCCCUAAUAUUCCCUUUGGCUUUGGCUUUGCCUGCAGGAGGAAGCUUUCACUUAUCCUGUAAAGUGGUGUUAUAUCAAUGUUCAAAACUGCUGUGCUGGUGAACCAUGAAUAGUUCCUGGUUGGCGCAUCCUAGUGAACCCAACUUCCUCAAUCAGCCGCUCAAGGGUCGCAUUUGAAUUUUGAGUGCAAUAUCUUUAACCGAUAAAUUGUGUGAACAAAAUGUUAUGGCAUUCAUAACCCUCUUAGAAUUUUUCUUUUAAUAACUCUUGCGAUCUGAACAUUUGUUUAUGCCCCCAUCCGAUCAGAACAAAGUGCUAAUUUGCAAAUGUUAGCAUGCUAACACAGUAAAGCUAAACAUCACACUAUCAGUAUGCUAACUCUAGCAUUUAGGUUUGUUGCUUGCAUGGCUGUUGUCCUUUUAAAGUGCAUCUGCACGGGAAGCGGUUUGUAGUAAAAUGCUACAGGAAGUCAAUGACAUUUGGCAACUUUAAGCUGCUAUGGGUGGAGGAGGGGGGAAAAACACUGCCACAGAGUAGAUGGGUACUGAGACAAGCUUUUCUCAACUUCAAGGCAAGUGGCUGAAGCAAGUACUAAUAAGUAAAUUAGAGGGUUAACUCGUAAACACAUAUAACCCUAACCCUUACCCUGGAAUUUAUGCGUCGUUUACCAAAACGAUGGGUCAAGCAAAUCGCCCCCUGAGUGUAUGCAGCUUUAAGCCAGGUUCAGAUGAUACAGUGGCCUUUGAGAUUACGCCGCUAUAGACUGAAAUGAUUUGACCAGUAAUAGAGGUAAUUUGUGCACAUUGCUUGAGUUGUCCGUCAUAUUGAAUGUCACGUAACCACCGGUCAUGAGUAAAAUCUGUAUUCCCCAACUGGUUUGCAAGUGGUUGCUGGAUGUUGCUGGGUAAAGUCUCAAAGAGGCUGCUGCACCAAAAACCUCCUUGCAAUUGCCUUGGCUGUUAGCAGAGUGUCAAGUUUGGUUGUAAUUUGUGUGAAAGAUGCCUUCUUGCCUAGAAACACUCACUAACAACUAGCGAAGUGCUAAAUAAACUUUAAAAAGUGCCAGGAAAAUGGAAAACGCAAAAUUUUCACCUUCAAAGUAAAAGUCAAAGGUGCAACUGUUGUGGUUAUUAUCACACUUUUCACAACGGCGCUACCACUCCACCAGUGAGUAGCUGGUGAGUCUCUGACAAUUGCUACAACCUGAACAGUCUGCUAGCAACCAAGGCAACAAAUACAUGUACUAAAACAGGUCAGGGAUGUUUGCUGUCAACUGGUAAGCACCAUCGGUCUCUAAGGCUGUGUGACUCGAGCCUUAUUCACUUGACCCUACAUUGUGGCACGUACAAAACAGCAGACAAGUAACAUGAUUGGAAAAUGUCACAAGCCAGUAGUUUGCAUUCUUUCAUGACCUGUGUGAUGUCAUCAGAUGGAAAGAUGCAGGUGCCAACUGGAAAACUAUGCGCACAAUGCUUGUUUUCUACCCCAAACCCUGACACCUUUCUGCUGUUUUGUAGUCCAAACCUGACGUAGUCCUAUUCUUUGAGAAAAAAAAAGAAAGUUGCUUUGAUUUUUUUGUUUUGAUUGACUAAAUAAUUACAGAUUACCCAGCUUAGACUAGCUUUGAUGUAAAUUACGUAACACUGUAUCAGUGUGAUAAUAGAAAAUGCAUGGUAUUAGAGAAAACAGAAGUAGAAGAACAAAAGUUUAUAUAAAGCACUGACAUUGUCACUUUACUGCUAGAAAACAGAGUGAUUUGAAGUGCGUUCCCAGCAACCCCUGAGAAGGAGGCUGUUUGCUAAGAGUGAGUCAGCACUGAGGCGAGCGCCUCCAUCUCAGUAAUGAGCCGGUGACAGUCGGUGACCUUGCCCCUGUCGCCCGGAGCUCUGUGGUCCACCGUCAUGCGAUGAAAUGCACAGUUGACAAAAACUCAUCUCAAGAUAAACUCCGUAGAGCAAUUCUUUAUGUGGAAUGCCAAUUUUGUCUGCUUGUCCUCUGAAAACCGUCCGCUCUCAGCUCCCAGUUUGACACCCAGUUAUAGUAAUAAUACAUGUGUUAACUGUCCAGCAUACAUGACAAGUCGUGCAAUACCCAGUUACCGAGAAAACUCUUGAUGUACAGCAUGUACUCUCUGUUGUCUGGUUUCCAUGCAUCGGAUUCACUGUUUAAAAGCCCUUAUCAUCCCAAAUGUGUUACGAGAAUAUUUUGAAUUAAACACUCUUUCCAUA
Molecule: messenger RNA, 5104 nt
Organism: Oreochromis aureus
Lineage: Eukaryota; Metazoa; Chordata; Actinopteri; Cichliformes; Cichlidae
Gene: sytl5
Product: synaptotagmin-like 5
Exons: 15
Coding region: 29-1999 (656 amino acids)
Biological process (GO): exocytosis; intracellular protein transport
Cellular component (GO): plasma membrane; exocytic vesicle
Molecular function (GO): small GTPase binding; neurexin family protein binding; phospholipid binding
Source: RefSeq, a predicted model, not a curated record